Molecule: messenger RNA, 5330 nt
Organism: Electrophorus electricus (electric eel)
Lineage: Eukaryota; Metazoa; Chordata; Actinopteri; Gymnotiformes; Gymnotidae
Source: RefSeq, a predicted model, not a curated record
AGCUGUACUAUAAUAGGAAGAACGUUCGUAAAAUGUACUGAGUGGCCUUUAGAUUAUGUAGACUUCAGUCAGUCAAAACGUACAGAGAUGAUUGAUAAUGCGGUCGACGGAGGGGGAAGGAGAAGCGACGGUAUGUCAAAAGACCUGAGCUGGUUUCCAAAAGAUAUCAAGAAAAGAGUGUGCACAACCUUUGUGGAGGACUCUUUCAGCAACGGCCUUCUGUGUCAGUGCGGGGGCGCACGGGACAGCCACGCCUCUGCCUCCCUGAGUGACUACUUCAGUGCGGCAAUUGUCAGUCAUUGGGACAGUGCGCAGCACUCAUCUGAGGCCCCCACCGAUGCUUUUGGAGAGGUGGAGUUUGCAGGGGCGAGUAAGAGAUACAGCCACUUCUUGCGCCUUUCCUGGGAUACUCCGCCUGCUACCGUCUAUUCCAUCCUGACUGACAACUGGGGCCUGCCCACACCAAACCUGGUCUUGUCCGUGGAGGGUGGUGUGGGUAGGUCAAAGAUCAAGAGCUGGGUGCGGGAGGUCCUGAGGCAUGGAUUGGUCAGAGCAGCGCAGAGCACAGGAGCAUGGAUCGUGGCAGGUGGUCUACGGGAGGGUGUUGGCAGGUGUCUGGGGGAGGCAGUGAGGGAUCACUUCACUGCUGCGUCCUCCGACUCUCUGGCUAAAGUGGUGACCAUUGGCAUUGCUCCGUGGGGUCUGGUGUCCCACCGAGAGCAGCUGAUAAACCUUGAGGGCAGUUUCCCUGCUGUCUACUAUGUUCCAAACACAUCACGGGACUCCUUCUGUCUGGAUAACAACUACCAGGCUUUUCUACUGGUCGAUAACGGGACAGUAGGCCGUACAGGUGGUGAGACUGUUUUCAAGGCACGCCUGGAGGACUACAUUUCUCACCAGCGCACAGGAAAAAAAGGCGGAAGCAUGGAUAUUCCUGUUCUCUGCAUGCUGGUGUCAGGAGAGUCUUACAUGCUUGAGAGAUUGAACUUCUCCUUGAAGAACUCCAUCCCCUGGUUGGUCCUGGCAGGUCAGGUGGGGCUGGCCGACCUGGUGAAUGACAUUCUGGAGAACGUACCAGCAUCAGAGUCAGAGGGCAAGGGGAACGUGGCGAACAAAACGGACCUCAGAUCAAGACUGGCAGAGAAAGUGAUUGAAACACUUCCAGCUGAUCCAGAUACUGACAAGCUGGUAGAAAAGGCUUUGAGUAUUUACCAAAGAAGAGGGCUGAUUUCCAUCUAUCAUGGUGAGCAGGAGGGCCCAGACGACUUUGACACAGUGCUGCUGAAGGCUCUAGUCGGUGUGAGCAAGCAGCGCUUGUCAGGCGAUACCAGCCCCAGUACCGAGGAACUGAAGUUGGCACUGACUUGGAAUAGAGUGGACAUUGCCAGGAGUGAGCUCUUCACAGGAGACAUCCAAUGGAAGAGUGAUGAUCUGGAAGACUUCAUGACUGAUGCUCUGGUGAAUAAUAAACCCCAGUUUGUGCACCUCUUUAUUGAAAAUGGCCUGAAUAUCCUGGACUACCUGACAUUUGGUCAGCUGGAGGAGCUCUACCGCUCUAUCUCGGACAGCUCUUUGGCCUACACUCUGCUAGUGCGUCACCUCAACGACCGCCAGGGUGCGCCCUAUACUGGCUUCACCUAUUCCUCUACCGACCUGUUAAACCACUCCUCCAGUCCAAUCAAAGAGUUUACCCUUUACGAGGUGUCUCAGCUCCUGGAAGACUUGCUGGGGGAUGUGUGCGAGCCAUUCUAUCGCAAAAUCCUGGGUCUGCAGGGCAUCACCUCUACAAGGAAAAUGGUGAAGAGGCUGACUAAGGUGUGGAAGGAAGGAACAGCCUACCGGAAUCACAGGUGCCCCCACCCAUGGGCCGCUCUUUUCAUCUGGGCUGUGCUGCAGAACCGCAGAGAGAUGGCCAUCUACUUCUGGGAAAUGACAACAGAAUCAGUGCUGAGUGCCCUUAGCGGCUGUAAGCUGCUGAGAGAGCUCUCCAAACUGGAGAGAGAAACCGAGACCAAAUAUUCCAUGAAGGAACUGGCCCGGAAAUUUGAAAACUAUGCCCAUGACGUGUUCAGCCAAUGUUAUCAGAGCAGCGAGAGUCGCUCAUUCGUGCUCCUGAGGAAGAAGUCAGCCAUAUGGGGAGGGGCCACGUGUUUGAAGAUGGCCAUGGAGGCUGACGCCCGCUACUUCUUCAGCCACGAUGGAGUGCAGAGUCUGCUGUCUCAGAUCUGGUGGGGUGAUAUGAACAGGAGCACGGAAGUGUGGAAGCUCAUCCUCACUCUGUUCAUCCCUCCUCUUUGCUACACCAAUCUCAUUUCUUUUAGGGAGGUGGAAGAGGCUGAGGAGGGGAAGCCCGACGAGAUCCCACAAGGGAAGGACAUAGAAUGGCUCUAUGCAGAAACUGUCUUCUCAUUCAGGGACCUCAAACGCAUGCAGGAAAAAUCAGAAGACUCAAGCCCCAUCAGACCUACCACAAAAGGCCGCCUGGACAGGGCCACCCCUCAGAAGAGGCCCUUCUUGGUUCAGCGCUGGAGGCAGUUUUGGUAUGCCCCAGUCACCGCCUUUGUUGGAAAUGUGCUCAUGUACUUCCUCUUUCUGGUCCUCUUUGCUUAUGUUCUGCUGCUGGACUUCAAGCCGCCGCCCCCCACAGGCCCCUCCACACCUGAGCUGGGGCUGUACUUCUGGGUUUUCACCAUUGUAUGUGAGGAGAUUCGAGAGACAUUAUUUAUUGGAAGCAUGACUCUCCGACAGAGAAUCCGGCUGUAUCCUCAGGACGUGUGGCACAAAUGUGACCUCAUCGCCAUUAUCCUCUUCCUCAUUGGCAUGUGCUGCAGGAUGUUCAGGAGUACUUUUAUGUUGGGCCGUGCUGCCUUGUGCCUCGACUACAUGGCUUUCACAAUUAGACUUCUCCACAUCUUUGCCAUUCACAAGCAUCUUGGGCCCAAAAUCAUUAUUGUGGGCAAAAUGAUGAAGGACGUAUUCUUCUUCCUGUUCUUCCUGGGGGUAUGGCUGAUGGCCUAUGGAGUAGCCAAUCAGGCUCUGAUGUACACCUAUGACACCAGUGCUGAUAGGAUUCUUCGACGGGUGUUCUACAGGCCAUAUCUGCAUAUAUUCGGACAGAUCCCGGUGGAGGAAAUAGACUCGGGCUACGUUUGGAAUGCUGACUGCACAGACAACACCACGCUUGUCGAUGAAGGUAUGGAGCCCUGCAGGAAUCCCCAUCAUAAUUGGCUAGUGGUCAUCUUACUGGUUGUCUACCUCCUGGUCACCAACAUCCUACUCAUGAACCUACUCAUUGCCAUGUUUAGCCACACCUUCUCCAAGGUACAGGAGCGGAGUGACACGCACUGGAAGUUCCAGCGCUUCAAUGUGAUUGUGGAGUACCACUCUCGGCCAUGCCUUGCACCACCCUUCAUCGUCAUCUCCCACAUCCACCUCAUCAUCAAGAGGAACAUUCGCAAGAUCCCAUCAGAGAAAAUCCACCAGUUUGCUGUAGAACUGACAGAAAAGAUUAACAACAGACUUUUGACAUGGGAGAGCAUUCAGAAAGAAACUUUCCUGUCAGCUGCCAGCAAGAAGCAAAGAGGGAGUGAUGGCGAGAGGCUGAAACGCAUGUCAAUCAAAGUGGACAGUGUUCUCAAACAGACUGCGGAAAUAAGGGAUGUUGAUCGUAGAUUACAAGCACUUGAGACCGAGAUGGAGUUCUGUUCCUCCACCCUUGUGUGGAUGGCUGAGGCGCUCUCUCAGAGUGGGUUGCUGAAGACCAAUAAGCCUCCACCUACACACAAAGUAAGAUGAGAGGUGGAGUUCUCUGUCUGGCACUCAUCAGUCACCCCUUCUUUGCACCAUUUCUCUUCCUCUUGCACCUAUGCGUCAUGGCAUGGCAAGGAGACAUGCUCCCACCUCUCUCAUCAGCCGGAUUUUUAUGAGCUCUCGGAAAAGUCGCUGGGCAUUGUUCUGAUUUUAAAGAGUUGCUCAUGCAAGCUGGGCCAUUGUCCUUUAAGUUCUUGGGAACUGCAUAUUCCCACACUUGGGGACUGCAAGAGAGGGGAAUACAGGGGAACAAGGCAGAACCUAUGACAUGCCAAUGAGACACUUCUUGAAUAAUUUUUGUGUUACAGGUACAGUCAUGUAGAAAAUGUAUCAGUGUGCUGUUACUUUUGUGCAGUCUUAAAAAAAAAAAAAAAAAAAGAUUUUAUGUUUGUGCUCUGGAGUCCAAUAUGCAGUAUUAUGUACAAUAUGACAUUUGUCCAUUUGCCUCUGCCUCUUCUUCACUGAAAUAGAGCAGAAAACCAUUUAUGGGCAGUCAUGAGAUUUCUGCAGCCAUAGGUUUAGGAUUAAAAAACAACAAAUGAUUAUACCUACAUUCACUCACCUGUUAUGUGAGAACACCUACUUCACCAGAUGAAAUCAUACUUGAGAGGACUUACUAUCAAACGUUUUUUACUAUCAUAAAGAACAGAACUACAUAACUGUCUGUUUAAAUAAUCAGUAUAAACACUGCAGAUAAUUGGUAUAAACAUUGGUAAUCACCAUAAACUGUAAAAUGUUUUAACAAUGCUUGCACCACAGUGCAUUGUUAAGAUGAAAAUACAGGUAGCCAAAGACCAGCAGCUGCAUGUAAGUGUGAUUACACAUCACUUUUGAAAUAGACAGUUGUCAUUUGGAAUAUGUAAAAUUACAGAGGUUUUAGGCAUUUUAUCAAAGCUUUAAAUACAGCAAAUGAAUUGGAACUUUCUUGGGACUUACUUGAAGGUACUUAUAAACAGAAGCAUUAGUCAGACAUUUGGUUUAAGACAUGUGGAUUUAUACCUAUUACCACUGCUAUUUUGGAGAUGUCUACACACACACUUUCCCAGAGGAUAUGGAUGCUGUUGCUACUAAAUUUGUUGAAAUGUUUAAACACAAACUGACCCAAAGGACACUGACGCAGUUACUUUUUUUUGGGUUUAUUUUAUAAACCAUAUGUGCAAAACUGACUUGUGUAGCAGUGUUUAUUCUGUAUAUCAGUUUUAAGCUCACAGAGGAAUUUAUUUUGUGGUAGUGCAUUGUUAUGACUUCUAUAACUGUCAGUUGCUCUAACUAAUACGGUGCUGUGUAUUGUCUGUUCAUAUGCUGUCUAUUUAUAAACGUUUUGGCCAGCAGAGCAGAACAUAUGUGAUGGACAGAGGGACAGAAAUAGUCUGUAUGCAUAUGCUUGCUUCUUUUAUUUCACAGGCAUAGCAGGUUCACACUCUCUCAUUAUUAUUUAUUCCCUGUAUUCUCACUUUGUUGGCAUUCCAUGUUUCAGUGAUGAAGGCAAGGGAACUCACAAUGAGAACACCUAUAAGGAU